UGGUAUUCAAUGUUUACCAUUUUAAAUUAUCGUUUAGGAGCCAUCAAUCACGAUCGUAGUUUAGCCUUAAUCUGCAACCCUCUUUCCCUCUUCUGUCCCAACUAAGCCUCUUCAAACAAUUUUCACACUGCCGCUUUCCAUACUUUCAAAUCCAAUCCUGUUUUUGUUGCUCCACUUGGUAGUAUAGUAAGACAGGGGAACUGAGAGAGCAGAACAAGAACCCAAUAUUUGACCAGAAAAAAGAAAAAGAAUCUAAAGGAACAUUCCCGUACAAUCCCUAUCAUAUUAGAACACUCGCCCACCGUCCACGUGGCGAAAUAGACAAUCAACGGUCCACAUUUCCCUCUCACAGAAGAAAAAUUGGCAAAAAAACCCUCGGCCCCUUUUGUUUUACUCCGUUUUCCGCAAAUCGGAAAGUGGCCGCCAAAAAUCGCCAAUACGGUCUCCUCCCAUUUAUAUAGAACGCAUCUGGAAAGGAAUCUCAAUCUCGCUGCGAAAGCAUCAAUCUUUUUUCCACCCUCUUCUCCUCCUCCUCCCAGCCGGAGAGAAGAGAAAAAAAACAUGACCAGGGUCAACAAGGAGGCGCCGCCGUCGCCGUCGCCGGACCAGAUGUCGGGGCUCCGGGAUCCCCUCCUCCCGGGACCCGAAUCCGCCAAGGUAAUCGAGCGGCUGACGAUAGACGACAUGCUGCAGAAAUACUGCGGCGAGUUCGGGCGGUGGCAGCUCCGCCACUUCGUCCUCACCAGCCUGGCCUGGGCUUUGGAGGCGUUCCACACCAUGGUGAUGAUCUUCGCCGACCGGGAGCCCGACUUCCGCUGCCUGGGCGGCGCCGGCGCGUGCGACCCGAAAGGAGGGGUCUGUGGGCUGGAACCCGGGUCGUGGGAGUGGGCCGGGGGCCCGGACAGCUCGACGGUGGGCGAGUGGGGGCUGGUGUGCGGUGAGAAGUACAAGGUCGGGCUGGUCCAGGCCGCUUUCUUCGGUGGCUGCAUGAUAGGUGCGGGGAUCUUCGGCCAUCUCUCCGACUCGAAACUGGGCCGGAAAGGCUCCCUUACCGUAGUCUGCUUCCUCAACGCCGUCCUGGGCUGCCUAACCGCAUUCGCCCCAAACUACUGGGCCUACCUCCUGAUCCGCCUCCUGACCGGGUUCAGCACGGGCGGGGUGGGCCUCUGCGCAUUCGUCCUCGCAACCGAGCCCAUAGGCCCAACAAAGCGCGGGCCCGCCGGCAUGUCCACCUUCUACUUCUUCUCCACCGGAAUCGCCAUCCUCUCCGGCAUCGCCGCCUACUUAUCCACCUCCUGGCGAUCACUCUACAUCGCCUCCUCCAUCCCUUCCUUCCUCUUCCUCAUCCUCGUCAUCCCCUUCGUCUCCGAGUCCCCACGAUGGUACCUAGUCCGCGGCCGGGUCACGGAGGCCAUGUCCAUCAUGCGCUCCAUCGCCAGGUCCAACCGCCGCCACCUCCCCGACGGCGUCGUUUUAGCCCUCGACGAGGACGUGGCGAAUGACGACGUGGCAGGGGAGGGGACCACCGCGUCGGGUUCGCUGGUGGACGUGAUCCGCUCGCCCGUGACCCGGACCCGACUGGUCCUCGCGGUGGCGAUUAGCUUCUUGUCCGCGGUGGUGUACUACGGUUUGAGCCUCAAUGUGGUCAAUUUGGAGACCAAUUUGUACGUCAGCGUGCUGGUCAACGCGGUGGCGGAGAUGCCGUCCUACACGCUGACGGCGGUUUUGUUGGAGAGGUUUGGGAGGAAGCCGCUGGCGAUCGGGACGCAGUGGUUUAGCGGCGUGUUCUGCUUGCUUGGCUGCGUGGUUGGCGGGGAAGGCGACGCGUGGAAGGUGGUGAAGAUGGUGUGUGGGGUUUUGGGGAUAUUUGGGAUGGCCGGGACUUACAAUUUACUGUUUAUCUAUGCGGCGGAGCUGUUCCCGACGGUGGUGAGGAACGCGGCGCUGGGUUGUGCGACGCAGGCGUCGCAGUUCGGGGCGAUCCUGGCGCCGUUCGUGGUGGUGAUGGGCGGGUCCGGCCCGUUUGCGGUUUUCGCGGUGUGUGGGCUUGUGGGUGGUGGGCUGGCGUUUUUCCUGCCGGAGACGUUGAAUCAGCCGCUUUAUGAUACCAUGACCGGGAUGGUUGAGGGAGGCGGGAAAGAUGGUUCCCGCCAACAAGCAGUUUGAGAGAGAGGAAUGUCCUUGGUUUUUUUUUUUUUUUUUUUCCCGCAUUGGUUUAGUCGGAUAAAUUUCUUUCUUUGUUUUGAGAACUGCACACCUUCUCCCUACGGUCGAACAUAUGAUUUCCUUUUCGAUGUACAUUGUGGAAGAAGGUAGGACUUCCAACUGAAACCUAAUGAUCACUCUGAAACCCACGUCCCCAUUAGGACCCGCAAGAAGCAAAUCACAAACGGUGGAGUGAAUCCUAUCCUACAAGUCUCUAAUCUCCACCACUCUAGUUACCCUAGCAGUUCUGGCAAUGCUUUAACAUUAUUGACUAGCUGCUACGGCCACAUUUACACCUCUGUCGCACCAGUUACCAAACACUUGGCCACAUAAACCAAAGAAUGGCAGUGAGGCUGGGCCAAAUGGAAUUGGUCUACUGUCGAGAACACCUCAGUCAUCAAAUUGUCCUCUGUUUGUUUUUCUGGAUCGACUGGCCGUUGCUAAGGGACAAAUCACAACGGAUUGAAGACAAUAUGACAAGGUCCCAGUUAGUUACAGCGCAUAAGCUUAGCUGCGGCUGGUGCCGCAUAUUGCCAAAAAGGGCCAAAACAGAGUAGUCCUCUGCCGUGGGACGACGACAAAAAAACAGAGCAUCGUAUCUCAAGAAUCAAGAACGUCGCGUUCAAAAGUUCGAUACUUCCCACAAGAGUUGGACUCGGUAGUUGGGAAUACGAAAAAAGGGCGAGUGGCAUA
Molecule: messenger RNA, 2898 nt
Organism: Linum trigynum
Lineage: Eukaryota; Viridiplantae; Streptophyta; Magnoliopsida; Malpighiales; Linaceae
Source: the annotation of a GenBank genome assembly